UGGCGCAGCUAGGUAAGUUGCGCGCGGCAUGAAUUGAAGAGUGAAAGGAAGAUGAGGGUGGCGGAGGAGGAGAAAGCAGUGUUGGAACAAGUGUUCGGGUCGUCAUCAUCAGAAGAAUGUGAUUCUGAUGGAUACAGCGAGAGCGAGAGCGAGAGCGAGUGGGAGCCCAUCUCAGAAGUGAAUGGCCUAUGGCUGUGUCCUCACUUCCUCUCUCCUCGCCGCCAGUCUCACAUACUCUCCUCCAUCCAAGCCGACAAUUGGUUCCCCUCCCCUUCCAUCAACCAGGCCAUGCGCUUCGGCCUACAACACCUCCCUUCUUGGGCCACCCCUCUGGCCCACUCCAUUCGCCGCUCCGUCCAAGCCCAGGCCCAAGCCCAAACCCACCCACCGCCCUUCCCCCUCCACCUCCUCCACAGAGAACCUCUCUUCGACCAGAUGAUCGCCAACGUCUACCAGCCCGGCGAAGGAAUCUGCGCCCACGUCGACCUCCUCCGCUUCGACGACGGCAUCGCCAUCCUCUCUUUAGAAUCUUCCUGCGUCAUGCACUUCACUCCCCUCUCUGGUUCCCUUUCCGUUCCCGUUUUGCUCACCCCUGGUUCCUUGAUUCUCAUGUCCGGAGAAGCACGCUACCGUUGGAAACACGAAAUUAAUCGCGCACCGGAGUUUCAGAUAUGGCGCGCUCAACCAUUGACUCAAUCCAAACGCACCUCUAUCACCCUCAGGAAACUUUGCCCCUCCUCUCCCUGAUUCCACACUCAACCCUUUCUUUCUGUUAUAAUAAUUUCAAUGUUCUAUUAUUCAGCAUUCAAAACAAAUUUCAAUGUUCAAUACUAAUAAUAAUUAUAGUAAUAACAGUAACAUAUAUCUUAUCCAUCCAUCUA
This is a messenger RNA of Glycine soja, 881 nucleotides long. RefSeq names its product alkylated DNA repair protein alkB homolog 8. The coding region runs from base 52 to 747 and encodes 231 amino acids. Gene Ontology annotation, biological process: DNA damage response; fatty acid metabolic process. Gene Ontology annotation, cellular component: mitochondrial matrix. The transcript has a single exon. The record is from RefSeq and is a predicted model, not a curated record. Lineage: Eukaryota; Viridiplantae; Streptophyta; Magnoliopsida; Fabales; Fabaceae.